Didymella exigua CBS 183.55 is the source of this 993-nucleotide messenger RNA. RefSeq lists its product as uncharacterized. The record is from RefSeq and is a predicted model, not a curated record. Bases 1 to 993 code for a protein of 330 amino acids. Lineage: Eukaryota; Fungi; Ascomycota; Dothideomycetes; Pleosporales; Didymellaceae. The transcript is spliced from 3 exons.
AUGACAGCUCUUGUCGCAACUAUGCGCCCUCUCCCAGCCGACCUAGCCAUCACCGAGAGGUCGCGCAAGUUCUACGACGGCACAUACAAGUGGGACUCAGAUGGCUUCUAUGACGAGCAUGGCGUGUACCGCGAGUACGACUGCCUGGAUCCUCUUGCGCACGCUCCUACACCGCGACCUCCCAUGUUCCUUGACGAUGAAGAUGACGUCCAGAUCGAACUUGCAACCACAGGGCCGGCACAGCCUCUCUCUAGCAGCAGCACCGUCACGCUCACAAAGAGGUUGACUGUGGAGCCAGAUACGCCGUGCCCUGCGCCAGAGAACACUAUGGUGACCGACGAAGCUCGACGAAGUCCCGGAAGCAUUCACCGCUUCGCCGUGGACUUGCUCAGCACGCCCAAGCAAAGCAAAAUGGCGUACCAGGGUAAAUUCGACGCGGAGUCGCAGACUACCAAAGACGCUGUGGAUGGUCUCAGAGAUUUCGAGCCUGGGUCAGAGCCGGGUGAGAUAGUCGAGAUCCUGCACAGAAGUCACGACAUAUGUGAAGAAUCAAGUCCAGCGAAGAGGGAAAGCAACAGCGUAAAGAUGCCAGAAAUGCCGCCAGCCAGCCCGGUCAAGACUGUGUCUAUCCUACAAAACGUAGGUCCAGCCUCGACUAUCUCGACGCUGUCAUCGGCCUCGUCCAAGCUGUCGGAUGGGGAAAAAGACGAGGACAUCAAGAUCAAAGGCGCCUUUACAGCCCAGAACAGUCCAAGUCUGCCCAGCACGCUGUCCAAGACCUCGCCACCAAAGAAGCAAGGCGCCACGACCCGCGGCGUCGCCCAGAAGGCCACAAAGAGCUCCAAGAGAGCGUCCGUAAGCAAGUCCAUACCACCGAAUCGGAAGGAGAAUAGCGUCGAGGAGUUCACGCUAUUGGAGCUUCACUCGGGAUCGUUUCUGCGCGAAGGCAGCCUUAGAAAGUCUGCUCGGCAGGUGAAGCUGAAAGGGAAGUAG